AUGGAAGAGCUUCCAAAGAAGUUCAUCAUACCACAUAUCAAACCUUAUGAUGGUAUCACUGACCCAGAAGAUCAUGUGGAUCAAUACAAUCAGCGAUUGACUUUGUGGUAUCUUAAUCUUCCAGAAGGGCAAAUUACUUCAUUCACACAGUUGGCCGACGCAUUCGUUGAACAGUUUGCAAGCAGUAGGAAGAUAAUUCCAACAUCUGACGAUCUGUAUCGGUUGCAACAAAAACAAGGAGAAUCUCUGCGGUCAUUCUUAACAAGAUUCAAUAAAGAGAAACUGGAAAUUCCUGGGUGCUUAGACGAGAUUACAAUUAAUGCAUUCCGCAUGGCUCUUCUUCCUGGAAGCAAAUUGUACGGAAAGCUUACUCGUUAUCCAUGUAAGUCAUUUCAAGAAGUGCAGACGAAGAAAUCUGAACAAAAGCAAAUAAGUUCAGAAGCUCCACGUUAUCCUCGCAGAGAUCCCAAGCCGAUUGAUUUCAAGAAAAAGCCCAGAUCUCCUGAAUACAAUUUGGUGAUUCCACCAAAUGAAGUCUUGUCAGUGUUAAAGAAAAUGGGAGAUGCUGUUCGAUGGCCUGACAAAGUUCGUAAACCGUUAGAUCAACGGGAUACUUCCAAAUGGUGUGAAUUUCACAACGACUAUGGGCAUACAACAGAUGAUUGUUUUACCCUCAAAAAAGAAGUAACCCAGUUGUUAAAGAAAUGUUAUCUUCGGGAUUUACUAUCUGAAAGAGGGAAAGCAAUGAUGACCCAAGCGGAAAGAUGA
Messenger RNA from Tripterygium wilfordii, 768 nucleotides. RefSeq lists its product as uncharacterized. The record is from RefSeq and is a predicted model, not a curated record. NCBI's taxonomy places the organism in Eukaryota, Viridiplantae, Streptophyta, Magnoliopsida, Celastrales, Celastraceae. The coding region runs from base 1 to 768 and encodes 255 amino acids. The transcript is spliced from 3 exons.